This is a messenger RNA of Heterobasidion irregulare TC 32-1, 816 nucleotides long. RefSeq lists its product as uncharacterized. The record is from RefSeq and is a predicted model, not a curated record. Lineage: Eukaryota; Fungi; Basidiomycota; Agaricomycetes; Russulales; Bondarzewiaceae. The coding region runs from base 1 to 816 and encodes 271 amino acids. The transcript is spliced from 4 exons.
AUGGCCGAUGUUCGUAUCCCGCCUCAGCGUCAGCGAACCGUGGACCAGACACCCACACUCAUAGAGAAAGAGCAGGACAAGCUUUCUCUUCGACAGAAACUCCACACUAUCACCUCAUUGAUUCCCGUUCUGCUCGCCAUACUGGAAGAACAAGGAGUCUUAGUUCCCUAUCGCGUUAUGGGAAAGAACUACAAAGCCGCUGACGCCUUUCAUCGCCGACUAGGACUACAGAAGGAUAAUUUCACGCAAGGUAUUCAUGCUUUGGCCAUACUCCUGUCGAGAAGCAACGCUUCUGUGUCUGUGCGCGCAGAUGACUCCUCUAUGAGCAUGCCGCCCUCCGAUUCAGUUAUACUACUCGCAGCUACCGCUGUCUGUUUGCCGAAAUCUUUGCCUGCUUUUCCCGGGAGACAGUACAUUACAGUCACUCACUCCCAUGGCGCAGAGGCGAUAGGUGGCGUUGUGGGCCAGACAUUCUCGCCAGACCGAGCGUUGCUUCAGAUUCUGAAGAAUCCGUCAGAUCACAUCUACCGUAUCCGGACGAUGUCUGGCUUGAUGCAAAGCGAGCCAGAGUUCUUAGGUAGAGUACACCCCUCUGCCAUACGAGCAGCCUGGCUCGCACACCGCGACCGGCUUGACUCCAUCGAAGGCAUGGGGUUCAAGGCAUUGCACCCGCCCAUCAUCGGCGCCUCCGAAUCGGCCUGCUUUUCCAUCCUUGCGCGAUACCUCCGCGUCUCUCGACCAAACUUUUUCGGUGAUCCUGCGGCAACUUCUGGAGACCGCGUUGUCAGCCAAGCAAAGAAAACAGCAUCCUCCUAG